Papilio polytes (common Mormon) is the source of this 443-nucleotide messenger RNA. RefSeq lists its product as uncharacterized. The transcript is spliced from 3 exons. The coding region runs from base 112 to 369 and encodes 85 amino acids. The record is from RefSeq and is a predicted model, not a curated record. Lineage: Eukaryota; Metazoa; Arthropoda; Insecta; Lepidoptera; Papilionidae.
AUCGAUUUUACAUUUGACAACUUUGACAACUGAAAACUCGUUUAGGAUUUUUCGCGAGUCGAAAAUUAUUCCUGUUCCAAGAUACAUUCAGGAAAAGUCAUUUUUCUCAAAAUGUUUAUUACAAGACCCGUAUUAUCUCGACUGUUCCAGCAAACAGUGCGCCGCUACCAUGCCGGUGAGGUCAAGCCACCCAGCAUGGAUGAGCUGCCGGUACCCAACGGCUCGUGGCAGGCGCGCUACGACGCCAGCCAGAGGCACUACAACUCAGUGCUCGCAUUCGGUGUCGCGUUUGCUGCUUUCAGCGUUGUAGUGGCUAAAUCUUCUGGAUUGGUGUACUUCAACUACUCCCCACCAAAGUCCCUGGAUUAAAUGAUGUAUUAUGGUCUAUGUAUGGAAAAUCAUUUAGUUCAAAUAAAUAGUAUUUAAAAAUCAUUUUAAGUUUA